AUGCAUCAGCGGCACCAGGAGGCGGAGCCAAUUUUCAGGGAAGCUGCUGCGGCGGUCCUGGCGCAGUGGACACUCCUCAACUUAGCCGUUGAGCAAGGAUGGGGUGGAAGGGAUUCACAUCGAAAGCGGCAGAAGCUGUAUGAAGACCUCAUUGCUGAGUUUCGCGAGAACAAAAACGUUGACGUGGAGGACUUGGCAUGCACGCUUUCAGAGAGGCUCGCAAGCGAUUUUUCGGUCUCAGUUGAAGACGACAGCGACUUGGAGGUGGCUCAGCUGUUGGUAGAUUUGCAUGAGCAGAUCAGCCGGGGUUGCUUCGACUUAGCUUCCGUAGUGAAACAGCAGCAGAGUCAGCGCGCGACUUCAAGCGCAAAAUCUCAGUGUGGGAAUGCUCGUGAAGCUGAAGCUGACUGUAGUAUGAGUGAGGGCAGUGACGCUGAAGGGGAGAUAGAAGACCUCAUGUCAUCUGUGGAGAUCGCUCCGAGCCCAAACGAAGGCAUCGCUUCAACACGCUCCCGUCAAACAGCAGGAGCAACAAAUGAGCUACAGCCAGAAGAACACCAUUCGGGAGCGGAUGGAUGGACAACUGUACAGGCAGGGGGACGCAGGAAACCUCGCUAA
Eimeria necatrix is the source of this 618-nucleotide messenger RNA. RefSeq lists its product as hypothetical. Gene Ontology annotation, cellular component: nucleus. The transcript is spliced from 6 exons. Gene Ontology annotation, biological process: maturation of SSU-rRNA from tricistronic rRNA transcript (SSU-rRNA, 5.8S rRNA, LSU-rRNA). The coding region runs from base 1 to 618 and encodes 205 amino acids. The record is from RefSeq and is a predicted model, not a curated record. NCBI's taxonomy places the organism in Eukaryota, Apicomplexa, Conoidasida, Eucoccidiorida, Eimeriidae.